UAGGAAAAUCAAAAAUUAUCACUAUCGGAUUAAUUACAAACUUGAAAGCUGAAUCUAAAAAAGCCGAAUAUGUAUCCGACAGCUCCUCAGCGUCAUCCAGCGUCUGCGGGACCGCCUCCGCAAGGCCCAAUAAAAUUUACAAUAGCAGACACAUUAGAAAGGAUUAAAGAAGAAUUUAAUUUUCUACAAGCACAAUAUCAUUCACUUAAAUUAGAAUGUGAAAAAUUAGCAAGCGAGAAAACAGAGAUGCAGAGACAUUAUGUAAUGUAUUAUGAAAUGUCAUAUGGAUUAAAUGUAGAAAUGCACAAACAGACGGAGAUAGCAAAAAGACUAAAUGCACUAAUUGGACAGAUUGUGCCGUUUCUAGCAAGUGAACAUCAACAACAAGUGGCGCAGGCUGUGGAGCGUGCAAAACAAGUGACAAUGCCAGAGCUAAAUGCAAUUAUAGGGCAACAUCAACAACAGGGAAUUCAACAACUUCUACAACAAAUACAUGCACAACAGAUUCCAGGAGCACCACCUCAGCCUAUUCCAGCAUUAGGAGCAUUAGGACCAUUAGGUGCUUUUGCCGCUGGUCCAAUGGGACUUCCACAUGGUCCACAAAGUCUACUCAAAACACCACAAGAUCUUCAUCGUGAAGAUAUUAAGCCACUUGCAGGACCAUCAGCUGAUGAAAGAUUGAGAAAUUCAGUGUCACCAGCAGAUAGAGAAAAGUACCGAUCACGUUCACCACUUGAUAUUGAUUCUGAUGCAAAGCGUCGGAAAGAAGAAAUUAAAGUGAAUCAUGAAAGCGAUGGUGAAAAAAGUGAGCAGGAUUUGGUUGUGGACAUCGCAAAUGAUACGGGUUCACCUUCACCUCGAGCCAAUGGUGAUCAUUCGGAAUCACGGGAUCGUGACAGUAUUGGAUUAAAUGGAGAUAGAAAUGGUGAUAAAGCUGGAUCUAGUAAAUUAAAUAAUGAUCGUCCACCAUCACGUUCUGGCUCUAGUUCAUCACGUUCAACACCAAAUCUCAAAACAAAAGAUCUCGAUAAGCCUGGAACCCCAGGUGCAAAAGCACGCUCAACAACACCAAAUUCAACACCAGGUGUUCCACCUAAAGCUGUCAUACCAUCACCAGCUGGAUAUCCUUCAUCUCCUUAUCAACGACCUGCUGAUCCUUAUCAAAGACCACCACCAGACCCUUAUGGACGAAUUCAACAACUUGGCUACGAUCCACAUUCACAUAUGAGAACAAAUGGAUUACCUUUGCCCGGAGUUGGAGGAAAACCUGCAUAUUCAUUUCAUGUUGUAUCAGAUGGGAAUUUACAGCCAGUUCCCUUUCCACCAGACGCCUUGAGUGGUCCAGGAAUUCCAAGACAGGCCCGCCAAAUCAAUACAUUAUCACAUGGGGAAGUAGUAUGCGCUGUAACAAUAUCAAAUCCUACAAAAUAUGUGUACACGGGAGGAAAAGGAUGCGUGAAAGUGUGGGAUAUUUCACAGCCGGGAAAUAAAAGUCCAGUUAGUCAGCUUGAUUGUUUGCAACGAGAUAAUUAUAUUCGCUCUGUAAAAUUAUUGCCCGAUGGCAGAACACUAAUUGUGGGUGGUGAAGCAUCUAAUUUAAGUAUCUGGGACUUGGCAAGUCCAACGCCACGAAUUAAAGCCGAAUUAACAUCUGCAGCACCAGCAUGUUAUGCCUUAGCCAUUUCACCUGACUCCAAAGUAUGUUUCUCAUGUUGUAGUGAUGGAAAUAUUGCUGUGUGGGAUCUCAACAAUCAAACACUUGUGAGACAAUUUCAAGGCCAUACCGAUGGUGCUUCAUGUAUUGAUAUUAGUCCGUGCGGUUCUAAAUUAUGGACAGGUGGUUUAGAUAAUACAGUGAGAUCGUGGGAUCUAAGAGAAGGACGACAACUUCAGCAGCACGACUUUAGUUCGCAAAUCUUCUCACUGGGAUAUUGUCCGACAGGUGACUGGCUGGCUGUUGGAAUGGAAAAUUCACAUGUUGAAGUACUUCAUGCUACAAAAUCAGAAAAAUAUCAGCUUCAUUUACAUGAAAGCUGUGUUUUAUCAUUACGUUUUGCAACCUGUGGAAAAUGGUUUGUAUCAACGGGUAAAGAUAACUUGCUUAACGCUUGGAGAACACCGUACGGAGCUAGUAUAUUCCAAUCAAAAGAAACAUCAUCGGUGCUUAGCUGUGACAUUUCAACAGAUGAUAAAUAUAUUGUUACUGGAUCUGGAGAUAAGAAAGCGACAGUUUAUGAAGUUAUGUAUUAACGCCCAGAGAACUUUGAUGGUGAUAUAGUGGACCUCAAUUCUUCUCACUCACUUUCACCAUUCAAUGGCAGUAGUAAUGGAAACAACACAAACAGCAAUUAAAUUAUUCAUUUCGAGUUUAAAAAAAAAAUCAUCACAUUUGAGGACUGGAAUGGCAGUUAAAUAGAAAUUGAGACCAAAUUGUCUUAAAUGUGAUUGUUUAAAAAAUAUUGAAAGAUGAUAGAUUUUUGUAAAGUG
Chironomus riparius is the source of this 2487-nucleotide messenger RNA. The record is from the annotation of a GenBank genome assembly. Lineage: Eukaryota; Metazoa; Arthropoda; Insecta; Diptera; Chironomidae.